Messenger RNA from Dentiscutata heterogama, 1328 nucleotides. The record is from the annotation of a GenBank genome assembly. NCBI's taxonomy places the organism in Eukaryota, Fungi, Glomeromycota, Glomeromycetes, Diversisporales, Gigasporaceae.
AAGAUCCUAUUAGAAGAGCUUAUAUGAUUGACAUCAAUAGAGAUAUGAGAGUCUCUGAAAUUCGUAAGCUUUUAAUUAAUGACAAAAAACGGUUUGCCACUAUUAACGAAGAAGAUUUAAUUCUAUGGCAUGUAGAUAUCCCAACAAGAGGCAAAGACCUAGGAACUACAAUAAAAACUGAGGACAUCAAAGGAGGCAUGAAAUGUCUCCAUCCGCAGGCAGUAAGAACGGUGCCAAUUUUGAAAUUCCUUCAAGUUAAUUUCGAAAAGUCACCAGUUAGACUGGUAAGCAUCACCACAUUCGGCCAUAAUUUUCCACUUGUUGGAAGAAUAACUACUGCGACAUGCCUCACGGAAAGUUUUAUCUCUCAGUUUAAAGCUGCCUGUAAAGGUGGCGAUCGGAACGAAUGUCCUAUAUUUAUUUCAGCUGGCGCGCCCGGAACUGGAAAAACACGCAAUCUUAUCGAGACAAUACCGAUGAUACGUAGUUGUUUUCCAGACUUUGCAGCUAUUGAAAUAUCAAACGAAAUACAAAAUCUAGCUCGUUUACUGGAUGAUCCUGUACAGAUCUUUAUGACGUAUAACGAAAAUUUUAAUCCUCGAAACAUUGAAAAAACUUUGGCACCUGAUGAAUUUCAAAGGCUAGUUGGAUCUCCAUUUUGUAAAGGCAAUAAUGAUCAAGAGAAAAGACAAUAUCUUAAAGAAGUGAUUUUAGCUCUUGGUGACGCAAUGCUUUGUGAAUUUAGCAUUAGCAACAUUUUUAUAAUUUGCCACCUUGCAGGAACUGUACUUACACCAUUGUCAGAAGUAACAAAUAGUUUUUCAUAUCGGCAUAUAAUUUUGCACACCCCUCUUUUAUUACCAAUCGAUAUAAAUUCUCUUUUUGAGCAGCUAGAAUUAACAAGGAGUUGGUGGCUAACUUCCCUUCUUUUACGAGCCAUUGCUUAUGAAAUCAUGUUACCACGUGGGAUUGAAGCAUUAUUAGAGUAUAUUUCAAAUAGCAUAUCUAAAGGUAUAUCACUAUCAGAUAUUGAUUACGUACAAGCAGCUAAGUGUGCCCGCCAGAAAAUCAACGUGAGUGCAAUACCAUCGUUACUUGCAAAAGAAAUUUUAGUCGCCAUCAUGUUGCAAUCUUGUGUUAGUCGUAUAGACCGUGAUUAUUACAAGGUUAUCAUGCCUUACAUGUAUGCACGAAAACUAGUUUCUCAUUGUGGUCCAGAUAAAAGCCUCAAAAAUUUAUCAUUGCUAUUUUCACUUGAUGUUAGUGUAGACGGUGGAAUUAUUGAUUUUUACUGGGCAAACUUUGAGUUGUAUUGUUGUCAUUUACAG